UGGGCCUCGCUAGACGCCCGUCCGCUGCCCACCUGGUUUGACGAGGCCAAGUUCGGCGUCUUCAUCCACUGGGGCGUGUUCGCGGUGCCCAGCUUCGGCAGCGAGUGGUUCUGGUGGUACUGGCAGAAGGAAAAGAGGGAGCCCUAUGUGAAAUUUAUGAAGGCAAAUUACCCACCUGGGUUCAGUUAUGAAGAUUUUGGGCCACUGUUUACAGCAGAGUUCUUUGAUCCUAACCAGUGGGCAGAUAUUCUGAAGGCUUCAGGUGCAAAAUACGUUGUCUUAACUUCAAAACAUCAUGAAGGCUUUACUUUGUGGGGGUCCAAAUAUUCUUGGAACUGGAACGCUGUUGAUGUGGGACCAAAGCGAGAUCUUGUGGCUGAACUAGAAACAUCUGUCAGAAACAGAACUGACUUGCGUUUUGGUUUAUAUCACUCCCUGUUUGAAUGGUUUAAUCCUCUCUUCCUCGAGGAUGCCACCAAUGUCUUCAAGACACGAAAGUUUUCAACCAGUAAAUCAUUACCAGAACUCUAUGAAAUUGUGACCAAGUACCAACCAGAAAUAGUUUGGUCUGAUGGGGAUGAAAAUGCACCAGAUACUUACUGGAACAGCACUGGUUUUCUAGCUUGGCUGUAUAAUGACAGUCCAGUUCGGGACACAGUGGUGACUAAUGACCGCUGGGGAGUAGGCAGCAUCUGUAAGCAUGGUGGCUUCUACACAUGUAGUGACCGGUACAACCCAGGACACCUUCUGCCUCACAAGUGGGAGAACUGCAUGACUAUUGACAAGAGGUCGUGGGGGUACAGGAGGAACGCAAAUCUUGAAGAUUACCUGACAAUUGAGGACUUGGUGAAGGUACAGUGGGACAAAGGGAAUGUCUUCAACUCCUGGUUAUAUAUUAAUUUUAUAGAAAAUACUGUGAGAAAUGUCAUCUAGUAAAUAUUCAUACAGUUUCUUAGCAGUGAAUUUCCUCUGUGAGUAACCAGUCAAAGACUCAUCUAUAUGAUUGUUUUUCUGGUAACUGCACUUUUGAGUUGAGGAGAAGCAAACAGCACUAGUUUCACAGAGGCUCUUGCUUGAAGGCUGUGUUUUUUUCCCCCUUCUAUCUAGGAACACUUUAUAAGUUAAUACUCUUUUUUAAUUAGCAGCGAGAAACUUUCCUUUUGCUCCAUUUCAUACUUAAAAAAGGGAAAGAAAAAAAGACACUUGUGCUACAGGCAUACAGAUAAACGUGAGCAAAUACAGAUAGUCAGUGUUAAAAUUGAUUCCAUUUGCUAGUCUAAGGUAUUACAAAAAAAAAAAGAUUGGAAGCUUAGGAAAACUGAAUGAUAAGAAGUCUCGUCUUUGAGAUAAAAUGCGUUUAAUUACAAAAUUCAGCUACUGAAGAGGAAGAUUGUUGUUGCUUAAUCCAUGUCCUUUGUAUUGUCCUUGCAAAAGAUAAUUUCAAAUUGAAGCAAUCUCUCUUCAGAGGAGCUGGUUUUAAUUCAUUCAGUAGUUUAUUUCCAGCUGUUUGUUCCUCAGACUCUAGAGUCUCAGCCUGUGAUUUCUGGAGGGUAGUGUGAAUGGGAACACAGAUGCUUCAAGGAC
This is a messenger RNA of Meleagris gallopavo (turkey), 1584 nucleotides long. NCBI's taxonomy places the organism in Eukaryota, Metazoa, Chordata, Aves, Galliformes, Phasianidae. The record is from RefSeq and is a predicted model, not a curated record.